AUGAGCGUACAGAUAUGGCAAUGCCACCACCACCACCAGCAGCAGCGGCAGCAGCAGCACCAGUCCACACGGCGUAGUCUUCCCGGGACGGACAGAGCGGAGACAUCAUGUCGCACACCUGGUCGGCGAAAGACCACAAAAACACGAGUCAGCCCGCCACGGGUGGACAGGCACAGAAGCGGCCGCGCAAUGACGUGGGGAACAAAGCGACGGUGGUGCUCGGUGCGCAGUGGGGAGACGAGGGCAAAGGCAAGGUCGUUGACUUGUUGGCGACUGAGGCGGACGUUGUCUGCAGGUGUCAGGGCGGCAACAACGCAGGACACACGGUGGUGGUGGACGGCAAGGAGUACGACUUCCACCUCCUCCCGAGUGGAAUCAUCAACACCAAAAGCAUAUCACUCAUUGGCAACGGAGUAGUCAUACAUCUACCCGGCCUGUUUGAGGAAGGUGAUAAAAAUGAUAAGAAAGGUCUUAAAGGCUGGGAUAAGAGGCUGAUCGUCUCAGACAGAGCUCACAUCGUCUUUGACUUCCACCAGGUUGUCGAUGGCUUACAGGAAACUGAGAGACAGGCACAAGAUGGAAAGAACAUUGGAACAACCAAGAAGGGCAUUGGACCGGCUUAUUCUAGCAAAGCUUCUCGCACUGGUCUACGUGUAUGUGACCUCCUGGGUGACUUCAAGGACUUCUCCACCAGGUUCAAGAACCUUGUCCACCAGUAUCAAUCCAUGUAUCCAGCCCUGACAGUUGACGUUGAGGACCAACUGAAAAAACUCAAGGAAUACGCUGAGAGAUUGCGGCCGAUGGUGAGAGACGGCGUCUACUACAUGUACGAAGCUCUUCAUGGAGCUCCGAAGAAAAUUCUGGUUGAAGGGGCCAACGCUGCUCUGCUAGACAUUGACUUUGGCACCUAUCCUUUUGUGACAUCAUCAAACUGCACCGUGGGCGGCGUGUGCACUGGUCUCGGCAUCCCCCCGCUGAAUAUCGGCGAUGUGUACGGCGUGGCAAAGGCCUACACCACCAGGGUGGGAAUUGGUGCAUUCCCCACAGAACAACUCAACGCAGUAGGAGAGCUGCUGCAGACAAGGGGUCAUGAAGUGGGUGUGACCACGGGGAGGAAGCGGCGUUGCGGAUGGUUGGACCUCGUCAUUGUCAGAUACGCGCACAUGAUUAACGGCUUCACAGCCAUUGCUUUGACAAAACUCGACAUUCUGGAUGUGCUGGAUGAAAUUAAAGUGGGAGUGGCCUAUAAACUCAAUGGAAAGAGAAUUCCCCAUUUUCCAGCCAACAUGGAUGUUUUGCACAAAGUAGAGGUCGAGUAUGAGACCUUCCCUGGCUGGAAGACUGACACAUCUGCAGCCAGGAAGUGGAACGACCUCCCAGCCAAGGCACAAAACUACAUACGCUUCAUUGAGAACCACAUCGGAGUUCCCAUCAAGUGGGUUGGUGUUGGAAAGUCCAGAGAAUGCAUGAUCCAGAUGUUCUAAAGGAAAAACCGUCACCUUCCCUCGAUGGAAGCACAGGCAAAGACAUCGUUUCAUCACCUAAAAGGAUCGUCUUCAUAUGAGUUAAUAAACAAAAACAUGUUAUUUAGCCUUUGA
This is a messenger RNA of Solea solea (common sole), 1598 nucleotides long. It is a transcript of the gene adss1, whose product is annotated as adenylosuccinate synthase 1. The coding region runs from base 108 to 1484 and encodes 458 amino acids. Gene Ontology annotation, biological process: 'de novo' AMP biosynthetic process; IMP metabolic process. Gene Ontology annotation, molecular function: GTP binding; adenylosuccinate synthase activity. Gene Ontology annotation, cellular component: cytoplasm. NCBI's taxonomy places the organism in Eukaryota, Metazoa, Chordata, Actinopteri, Pleuronectiformes, Soleidae. The transcript has 13 exons. The record is from RefSeq and is a predicted model, not a curated record.